UAAACACAUGCGCACAAAUGUUAACAUCCGGGGCUGACAAAAAUAUGGCUGCUCGUACAUCGUAAUAGAAGAACAAGUCGGUAGAAGAAUAAUGCCGUAAUUUGUCCUUUUUUCUGGAAGAAUUUUAAGUAAGGAGCAUUCAGUAUAGAUAUUAUGUAAACAUAGAGUAAGAAAAUGCUGAAUGGUGGGGAGGAAAAUACCGGAACUGCUCUCCCUGAAUCAAAACUUUGCGAAGCCCAGCAGUUGCUGAGUCUGAGCUCCACGUUAGAUCAGGUUGAAGUGAACUUGAAUUCAAUUCAAGAGGAUUUGUCGAAAACGCAAGACAUGUCUAACUUAUCGGGCAGUGAAGAAGCAGAGGCUUCAGAGAUUUCAUCCUUCAUCCUGGACGAGAAAUUAGAAAAUUUUGACGGGGAGCCAAUACUGGAUACCGCCUCCAAGCUCCUACAACUUGACCCAAGCGGAACACCCGAUCUGCGAACAGUCGAUCCAGAAACAUUAGAAGCACUUCUCGAAGCAGCAGGUAUCGACAAGCUUACGACUGCUGAUGGAAAAGCAUUCACAGACCCUGAGAUUUUACGCAAGUUAACAUCGUCAGUCAGUUCGGCGUUGGAUGAGGCUGCAGCCGCCCUCCCGAGUCCCGCUUGCCCAGGAAAACUGACCAGGUUAGUUUUACCUAGCAGGAAAGUCCAAUGCGAACAGCGCGAGUCGGGUAAACUUCCCAAGUCAUCCCAGUGA
This is a messenger RNA of Anneissia japonica, 735 nucleotides long. Its product is annotated as ankyrin repeat and KH domain-containing protein 1-like. The record is from RefSeq and is a predicted model, not a curated record. Gene Ontology annotation, biological process: innate immune response. The transcript has 3 exons. Gene Ontology annotation, cellular component: cytoplasm. The coding region runs from base 175 to 735 and encodes 186 amino acids. Lineage: Eukaryota; Metazoa; Echinodermata; Crinoidea; Comatulida; Comatulidae.